GUUUCCAAUGAAGGCACCAAUGGAGAAGACGUCACCACAGUGACCAGUAAUUCGACGCAAACUCCAAGCGAUCUCAGUCCGCCGAACAUGGCCGGUGACGAUAUGCUGCCACAGGCUCACCAUCAAAAUCCUGGCCAUUGCAUAGCGUCGUUCUCGGCCAUAAACCGCAUGCGACAAAACACACAGCUAUGUGACGUAACGCUAGAGGUUGGAGGUGAAACCAUAAAUGCACAUAAGGUCAUACUGGCUUCGGUUUCCCCAUAUUUCUAUGCGAUGUUCAACGACGACAUGCUGGAACGAAAUCGUGAUGUAGUUACUCUGCACGACAUCGAUCCAUCGUCAUUGAAGCAAUUAAUCGACUAUGCAUAUAGUGGCGAAAUCACCAUCACCGAGGAAAAUGUGCAGGUUUUAUUGCCAGCAUCUAGUCUGCUACAGGUUCAAUCCGUUAGGGAAGCAUGUUGCAAGUUCCUGCUUCGUCAGCUGCACCCAUCCAACUGUCUGGGGAUCCGAAGUUUUGCCGAUGCCCACUCGUGCAAGGAACUCCACUCACGUUCUCAUCGUUAUGCUCUACAAAACUUUCAACAAGUUGUCGGCACCGAGGAAUUUUUAUUGCUAGGAUUUUGUGAGGUCCAGGAUCUCAUUUCGAACAGCCAGCUGAACAUAUGCUCGGAGGAGAAGGUUUUCAUGGCGGUGCUGAACUGGGUAAAACAUGAGCUGAACGAGCGCAAGAAGCACAUCUCGGAGCUUAUGUCUCACGUGCGCUUACCGCUAGUGAAUCGUGAAUUCCUGAUGAGCUGUGUUGAAACUGAGCCCCUGGUUCGGGAGGAUCCUCACUGCAAGGAACUGCUGCUGGAAGCUAUGAAAUACCACCUGCUGCCGGAGCAACGCAGCUCGCUGGUAAGCCAGCGGACACUGGAGCGCCGCCCCGAAGGUAUGCGGCAGUACCUUUUCGCUGUUGGUGGGGGCAGCCUGUUUGCCAUUCAUAAUGAAUGCGAGUGCUAUAAUCCGAAGACGAAUGCUUGGAUGACGAUUUCUCCAAUGAUCUCGAGAAGAUCAAGGGCAGGAGUUACAGCUCUGCGGAAGUUAUUGUAUGUCGUUGGCGGAUAUGAUGGCGAAAAUGAUUUAGCUUCGGCUGAAUGCUACAAUCCGCUUACGAACGAAUGGAGUAAUAUAACACCAAUGGGUACGAAGCGUUCAUGUUUGGGGACAUGUGCUUUUGAUGGAUUACUGUACGUGUGCGGGGGAUAUGAUGGAGCAUCCUGCCUUGCGAGUGUGGAAAGAUAUGAUCCGCUAACCGCGGUUUGGACUUCAUGUCCAGCUAUGAACACGAGACGAAGAUACUGCCGAGUUGCCGUGAUGGAUAACUGCAUCUACGCCCUAGGUGGCUUCGAUUCAAGUAACUAUCAAUCGUCGGUGGAACGAUUCGAUCCUAGAGUUGGCAGUUGGUCAGCUGUUCCGAGCAUGACCUCUAGGAGAAGCAGUUGUGGAGUGGCAGCCCUAGAUGGCUAUUUAUACUGCAUUGGUGGAAGUGACGGGACGAUGUGCAUGCAAACGGGAGAAAGAUUUAACUUAAGAGCGAACAGUUGGGAACCGAUAAGCCAAAUGCAUUCCAGAAGAUCAACUCACGAAGUUGUUGAAGCGAAUGGAUACCUCUACGCCCUGGGUGGAAAUGAUGGUUCUUCUUCACUCAACUCUGUCGAACGUUACGAACCGAAGCUCAAUAAAUGGACAAUCGUAACGUCGAUGUUGACUAGGCGCAGUUCCAUUGGCGCCUCGGUUUUGGAAUGUUUCAAUUUAGAGCGUGGUUUGUUACAAACCAGUAUAUGA
Sabethes cyaneus is the source of this 1827-nucleotide messenger RNA. Its product is annotated as kelch-like protein 17. Gene Ontology annotation, molecular function: protein binding. The transcript has 8 exons. NCBI's taxonomy places the organism in Eukaryota, Metazoa, Arthropoda, Insecta, Diptera, Culicidae. Bases 88 to 1827 code for a protein of 579 amino acids. The record is from RefSeq and is a predicted model, not a curated record.